AUGGAGAAGUCCUGCACCCUGCUGGUGCAUUUCGACAAGAGCUCCCCCGCGCUGGCCAACGAGAUCAAGGAGGCGCUCGAAGGCAACGAUGUCCCGGCGAAGAUCGAUGCUAUGCGCAAGGCCGUCAUGCUCCUCCUCAAUGGCGAGCCCCUCCCUCAGCUCUUCAUCACCGUUGUUCGCUACGUUCUGCCCUCCGAGGACCACACCAUCCAGAAGCUGCUCCUCCUCUACCUGGAGAUUAUCGACAAGACGGACGCCCGCGGCCGCGUCCUCCCGGAGAUGAUCCUCAUAUGUCAGACCCUCCGGAACAACCUCCAGCACCCGAACGAGUACAUCCGCGGGGUCACCCUGCGCUUCCUCUGUCGCCUGUCGGAGGCCGAGAUUAUCGAGCCUCUGGUGCCGUCCGUACUCAGUAACCUGGAGCAUCGCCAUCCCUUUGUCCGGCGGAAUGCCGUCCUCGCCAUCAUGGCGAUCUACAAGCUACCACAGGGGGAGCAGCUCCUCGUCGACGCCCCAGAGACUAUCGAGCGGCUCUUGUCUACCGAGCAAGACGCCUCCACGCGUCGCAACGCCUUCCUGAUGCUGUUCCAGUGCGCGCAGGACCGCGCUGUUGCUUACCUGCUCUCCCAUAUCGAAUCCGUCACCGAAUGGGGGGAGCUGAUGCAGAUGGUGGUUCUCGAUCUGAUUCGGAAGGUGUGCCGAACGAAUAGGGCGGAAAAAGGGAAAUAUAUUAAGAUUAUCAUCGGGUUGCUGGACUCCGCCUCAACAUCCACGGCAGUGAGCUACGAAUGUGCUAGCACGCUGGUGUCUCUCUCUUCGGCACCCACGGCCAUCCGUGCCGCUGCCAACACCUACUGUCAGCUCCUCCUCUCGCAGAGCGACAACAAUGUGAAGCUCAUUGUCCUUGACCGGUUGAAUGAGCUCCGCUCUGCGCACCGGGACAUCAUGGUGGAGCUGAUCAUGGACGUCCUUCGUGCCUUGUCCAGUCCUAACCUUGAUAUUCGCAGGAAGACCAUUGACAUUGCUCUUGAGCUCAUUACCCCAAGGAACGUCGAUGAAGUGGUUAUGACCCUCAAGAAGGAGGUCGUGAAGACACAGAGUGGUGAGCUCGAGAAAAAUGGGGAAUAUCGGCAGAUGCUGGUGCAAGCCAUCCAUUCCUGCGCCAUCAAGUUCCCAGAGGUAGCAGGCAACGUCGUCCAUCUCCUCAUGGACUACCUUGGUGACAGCAAUGUGGCCUCAGCAAUGGAUGUGGUCAUCUUUGUUCGUGAGAUUAUUGAGACUAAUCCAAAGCUUCGCGUCUCCAUCAUCACCCGCUUGCUGGACACAUUUUACCAGAUCCGCGCAGCUCGUGUGUGUUCAUGUGCUCUCUGGAUCUUGGGUGAGUACUGCCUUUCACUUUCAGAAGUGGAGAGUGCUAUUGCCACCAUCAAGCAGUGCCUUGGUGAUCUCCCAUUCUACACUCUCAACAGUGAGGAGACUGACUCAUCAGACACAUCACAGAAGCCCUCUCAAGUUAAUUCCACAGCUACAGUGUCAUCUAGGAGACCUGCAGUUCUUGCAGACGGGACCUAUGCCACGCAGAGCGCUGCUUCUGAGACAGCCAUCACUGCUCCCACUCUUGCAGCUGGGUCCUUGUCAUCACCAGGAAACUUAAGAUCCUUGAUCCUUGGUGGAGAUUUCUUCUUGGGGGCUGUUGUUGCUUCCAAUCUGACCAAGAUUAUUCUGAGACUAGAAGAAGUCCAACCAUCAAAGACAGAAGUCAACAGGGCUGUCAGUGGUGCAUUAUUGAUCAUGGUGUCCAUGCUGCAAUUGGGGCAGUCUUCUGUGAUGCCCCAUCCUAUUGAUAAUGAUUCCUAUGACCGCAUUGUUCUUUGUAUUAGAUUGCUAUGCAACACAGGUGAUGAAGCAAGGAAGAUAUGGUUGCAGUCUUGUCGCCAGAGCUUUGCAAAGAUGCUCUCGGACAAGCAGCUGCGUGAGAUAGAAGAGAUAAAGGCAAAAGCCCAAGUUUCUCAUGCUCAACCGGAUGAUCUUAUUGACUUCUACCAUUUGAAGAGCAGAAAGGUGAGAUAGCAUAGUCCUUGCUCUUGCCUGCAAGUUAGCGAAUAUACUUCCCUUUCGUUUAGGUCCCCCAAAGUUCAUCAAAUUUCUACUUUGGUUUGAAGCUGACAUUUUUUUUUGUGAUUCCAAUCGAUUCAAUUAUGUUUAUUAUAUAGAAUAGAACCGUGUUCAUGCAAUAUGUUUUGAGGUUUCACUUAAAAAAUUUGAAUCGUGAACAUGUUGAUCAAUAUCUAUGUGAUGGAAGCACGAAGAUUUACGAAUGGAAUGCCGUUCCGAAUUUAGUGUUUAGGCAGUAUUUGGGGAUGAUUCGCUGUCCUGAUUUCUGUUUUUUUAUCCUGGUGAAAUGUGGAUAUCUUAGUUAGCAUGGGUUUUCCGUUGGCAAUAAAUUUGCCGGUUUCAAGCUGGAUCUCACUCUAAAAUAAAACCAGGAACAUGUUUCCUUGCUUUUUAUUUGGUAUCCACAUGUCUCAAUUAUGAAGUCGGAGAAAUUCAAUGCGCAUGGAGCUUGUAAAGCAGUUCUGUAUAAUUUCUUUGUAUCUCCAUUUAAAAUUCCUUACUGCCAUAUUUUAUGGUUUAUUAUUUGCAUCACAUCUUCUUUAAAGUUUCAAACAUUUUGUCUAACAACACAUCAUGAGAAAUGCAGUUUUUUAUUGUCUGACUCAUCGAACUAAUCCAUUUAGUGGCUUCAGGAAAUUUACAACAAUCUUCAUUAACUGUCUUCCUCUCUUAUUGCUACCCAUCCAACAUAAUUGUUUUGCUAAAAGGUUUCUAUACUUGGUUUCGUUUCUGAGUCGGAGUAUUUUGUCCCCUUUACCAUUCUUUUAAAGGGGGACACGUAACGUAUGAAAUGAUUGGAGCUUGUAUUUUGAGAGAAAAUGACUUGCAAGCUUAAUCAAUCAAUGGCUCAAAACUGUUCAAUCUAGCUGCAUUGAAAGGAGCACCACAUUCGUGGACCAGGAGGUGGCAUGUCUUCUCUGUUCGGCAAAGCUUAUUUAUUCUUAUCUUCCUCCUUUUAUUCACGACAUAGUUUACACAUACUUUGGGGGUGCGACUCGAAUUGCUUUGCAGUUGACUCUACUAGCUUUCGUGGGAUGGAGAGACAUGAGAAACUGAAAAGAGGGAGGGGUCGCUCUGCAAUCCUUGCAGACAAGAGAACCCUGUCUUCUGCCCCAGAGAGAGCUUGGGGGGAGAGGCAGCAAAAGACUAUAUAUGCAAGAAGGUCCUAACUCUGAGAAUGGCAGCAUUGUCAGUAAGAACAUCCUCAUGAACAGUGUGGUGAGAUAGCAUUUGAAGAAACGAAUUUUUAGAGUUAUAUAUGUGGUUCUAUUGAGCCAAACAGUUUAGGUAUGUGUUGUGAAAUUCACGUGUGAAUGGUUCAUGAUAAUUGGAUAUGAAGUCUUAUCUUUUGAUGCCAGACAUGAUCUAGCUAGAUGCAGCCGCCCAGAUCUCAGCAAGACCUAGAGAAUUGGGAUCGUAACCCGAGAGAAAAAUCUUCCCGAAUUUAAUCAUAUGACGAAGUGAACUCUGCACUUGCCAUUGAAAAAUGUGGAGCAUUGGAUGUCGGAACUCACACGAAACAAUUUGGGCGCACUUUAUCUAUAGUUUCAGGACCAUUGAAAUAGUAGCCAUUGCUCACAUUCUCACCGGGUUUUCUCAAAGGUAACCCAACCCACCGGCAGGUCUACUACUUACUACUCCUAUGGAAAGCUGUCAUAGAGAGGAACUGGUUGACCAAGUGUAGAGUUGUACACUUGGUCUGCACAUCCCUCGUUGACGUUUGAAUACGUCGGGAAAUUCUGAGGUGGCUGAAGAGGGAGGUUCUUCCCACCUUCCCUUCCCUAUCUCGCAUCACUGAUGUCUGAUCUUGGAAGCAAAAAUUGGUGCAGGGCAUGAGCCAGCUGGAGCUGGAGGACGAGGUCCAGGACGACCUGAAGCGCGCGACGGGCGAGUUCACCAAGGACGGGGACGACGCAAACAAGCUGAACCGCAUCCUCCAGCUGACGGGUUUCAGCGACCCGGUCUACGCGGAGGCGUACGUGACGGUGCACCACUACGACAUCGUGCUGGACGUGACGGUGAUCAACCGGACCAAGGAGACGCUGCAGAACCUGUGCCUGGAGCUGGCCACCAUGGGGGACCUCAAGCUGGUGGAGCGGCCGCAGAACUACAUCCUCGCCCCCGAGUCCAGCAAGCAGAUCAGGGCCAACAUCAAGGUCUCCUCCACCGAGACCGGCGUCAUCUUCGGCAACAUCGUCUACGAGACUUCCAACGUGCUCGAGCGCAACGUCGUCGUCCUCAACGACAUCCACAUCGACAUCAUGGACUACAUCUCCCCUGCCACCUGCGCCGACGUCGCCUUCCGCAACAUGUGGGCUGAGUUCGAGUGGGAGAACAAGGUCACCUCUCUCUCUCUCUCUCUCUCUCUCUCUCUCUCUCUUCCUUCAUCUUUCAUCUCUUUUGCGUCGUUCAAGCAAUAUCGUCACCAGCAAUCAUACUAUCAGACUAGUUGGGUCAUCACAUCUCACGGCGGAUGAGAUUAGGUCAUCUACUUUGUCAUAACUGGUGGCUGGGUCGCAGGUGGCGGUGAACACGACGAUCCAAGACGAGAAGCAGUUCCUGGAGCACAUCAUCAAAUCCACCAACAUGAAGUGCUUGACCCCGCCGUAAUCGCCCUCUCUCUCUCUCGCUUUCUCUCUAUAGUCUUUGAUUCGUCGUGGUCGGAUGAUGAUCCAUUUAUUGAAUGUGGUUUUGGCAGGUCGGCUCUGGACGGGGAGUGCGGGUACCUGGCGGCGAACCUGUACGCGAAGAGCGUCUUCGGGGAGGACGCGCUGGUGAAUGUGAGCAUCGAGCGGCAGGACGACGGGAAGCUGAGCGGGUACAUCAGAAUAAGGAGCAAGACGCAGGGAAUCGCCCUCAGCCUCGGCGACAAGAUCACCCUCAAGCAGAAGGGAGGCGGCAGCAGCUGA
This is a messenger RNA of Spirodela intermedia, 5024 nucleotides long. NCBI's taxonomy places the organism in Eukaryota, Viridiplantae, Streptophyta, Magnoliopsida, Alismatales, Araceae. The record is from the annotation of a GenBank genome assembly.